Molecule: messenger RNA, 612 nt
Organism: Durusdinium trenchii
Lineage: Eukaryota; Dinophyceae; Suessiales; Symbiodiniaceae
Source: the annotation of a GenBank genome assembly
AUGGCGCUGAACUAUUCCAAGUUUGACCACUUGGUCGAUUCUGAUGAUGAGAAGCCAGAUCCCAAGGCAUCGGCUGCAGAAGCGCGACGCAGAAUGUUUGAGGAGAUGCAACAGAAGAUUGAGGUGCCCGAGCGGGUUGACAAGCCCGCGCAUCAGACGGAUCGCUUCUCCUACGUCGAGGGCGACUGCAGCGACGCCGCGCGCGAACUGCUGAAGCGCUGCUGCUGCCAGGCGCCCAGCGUCAAGGUGGGCAAUGGGAUUCUCUCUGUGACGCUUGUGGAGAAGGUCGAGGGUGAGGCUUCUAUGUUCCAGGUCCGAGGUCAGAUGAGACACACCUGGGACUUGAGCGUGAAGUUGAGAUGGACCUACCAGUGGAUGGGCUCCAACUUCGACGCGGGCGCCCAACGCGCUGAGGGACACCUGGCCGUCGUCGACUUCACCGACGCCACGACGCUCACGGGCGAGAAGAGCCCUCCGCUCCUGCGCAAGAAUUGGCUGGAUAAAGGAACGCUUGAGCUGCCCAGACAGAAGGAAGUUGAGAAGGCCCUUGGAGGUAAGCCUUGGCCUCCAGAGAAGGGCACACUCUUAGCCAGUGUGGUGGCUGCUUUGGAG